Neocloeon triangulifer is the source of this 1141-nucleotide messenger RNA. RefSeq names its product eukaryotic translation initiation factor 4H-like. Gene Ontology annotation, molecular function: RNA binding. The transcript is spliced from 7 exons. The coding region runs from base 45 to 998 and encodes 317 amino acids. Lineage: Eukaryota; Metazoa; Arthropoda; Insecta; Ephemeroptera; Baetidae. The record is from RefSeq and is a predicted model, not a curated record.
CUUCUAUUAGAAGAUACCCUUUGACUCGAUUAGUCGUGCCUGGUAUGGGCUCGCAUCCCAACAUGGCGGGGCGAGACGAUUACGGACACUCCGAUUCAGGGUAUGGGGGCGGCGGAGGCAGGAGAGGUGGCGGAGGCCGAAAACCUUUGCCUGACGAGCCACCCUACACCGCCUACGUAGGCAACCUUCCGCAUGGAAUCGUCCAGGGCGACGUUCACAGAAUCUUCUCGGAAUUGGCGAUAAAAAGCGUUCGGCUGGUCAAGGAUAAGGAGACGGACAGAUUUAAGGGUUUUUGCUACGUUGAGUUUGAAGAACGGCAAAGCCUUGAGGCUGCCCUUCAAAUGGAUGGCUUGGUUGAAAUCGAAGAAAAACUUAUUCGGGUUGAUGUAGCCGACGGAAAACGCUCAGAUCGCGGGGGCGGCUUCAGAGGAGGCCGCGGAGGUCCUGGUGGGGGAGGCCGAGGCGGACCACCCUUCCGUGACGGGGGUGGCCGAUCUGGACCCAGAGGCGGCGGCAACUUCGACGACUUUGGUGGUUACGACAGACGAGGACCACCUCGCGGUGCUUCCCAGGGCUCAUUUGGUGAGCAGAGGGGAGGAAACAGAGGCUCCUAUUUUCAACAGGAUCAACGAUCCACGUCAGACUGGGGUAGUCGAAGUGGUGGCGGCGGAGCAGGUGGAGGCUUCGGUGGCGGCCGAGGAGGAGAUUUUGGUGGUAGAGGAGGAGAUGGCGGCUUUGGUGGCCGCGGGGGUGACGGCCCAGGUCAGAGACCCAGAGGCGACGCUGCUCCACGGCCGCGACCAGACAUUGUACCUGUCGCAAGCACGUCAGAGCGUCCACGCCUGCAGCUAGACAAGAGGACAGUGAAGGAGCCGGUGAACAGCAUGGCUCAGACGAGCCAGUCUAUCUCCAUCUUCGGAGGCGCCAAGCCACGCGAGGAGCGUGCUGACGACAUCAACGUUGCUGGCCUCAAACUCGACGACCCUCCCCCAGAGUGAAUGCGAGAAUUGUGCUGCUGCUGUAUCUAAAGAGUGUGUCCGCCAAACUUGAUGAAAAAAUCAACAACACAUCCAACUAUGAAACGAAUGAAAGAUGAAAAAAGAACCAAUAAAAUUGCGCGUAAUUAUUAUUUCAACUACAA